UUCUUUCGUUUCCGGCAAGGUGCGUAAUUUGUGCUCCGCGUUUUUGCAAACCUGAACCGAUUUUCGUUGCGACCGAUCCCAGCCGGCCAUGUGCGAUUAGAGACGCGCACUCCCACCGAGAAAAUAAUCAUAAAUCAGCUUACUUGUCACCCGCAGACCAUUUUCAAUAUGGAUAAUUCAGGCAAUAACCGCUACGAGCUGUUGUUCAUGGACGACGAUGCCCCGCCACAGAUUCCUGUUGCAGCCGUAACCGCUGCGCCGGCCAAGAAACCGGAGGCAUCGGCUCCCAAGGCGCCGAAGAGCAAGCCGGAGAAGGAGAACAAGCCGGUGGGUGCUGCUGCGGCCAAGAAGGCAAAUAAUGCGGUUUCCAAGACCGCCGGCGGCACCAGUCCAGUGAAGGGAGGCAAGGCGGGUCCGCCUCCGCGAAAUGCUAACGCUCCUGCCGGAAACGGCGAGAGGAACUUCAAUGCCAGAAGCAACAAUAACAACAAUCAGCGCAAUUUCGGCGGCAACCGGGAUGCCGGAGAGUUCGGCAACGAGCUGCCGCAGCGCCAGUUCAACAAUCGUGAUAACAGGGGACCACCACGCGUCCGCGCCGGCGAGAAAUUCGGCAAGCGCGAGUUCGAUCGCCAGUCGGGAUCCGAUAAAACCGGCGUCAAGGCCAUCGAUAAGCGCGAAGGCGGUGGUGCCCACAACUGGGGAUCCCCGAAGCAGGACAUUGAGGAUCAGAAGACCGGGGAAUCAGCGCCGCAGGCGGACAAAGAGGACUCGGCAAACGAACAGUCGGCUGAUCCCGCUGCCGUUGCAGAGGAGGACGAGUCCAAGCAGAUGACCCUUGACGAAUGGAAGGCCUUGCGGGACCAGCGCGCCAAGCCCAACUACAACUUGCGCAAGGCUGGCGAGGGCGUCGAGAAUCCGGAAUGGAAAAAGAUGGUUGUUUUGAGCAAGAAAAAGGAGAGCAAUAGCGAGGAUGAGAUGGAGUACGAUCCGUCGCUGUAUCCGCAGCGCGUGGGUCGCCUCCAGCGAAUCGUCGACAUUCAGUUUAACUUCAAUGAUGGACGCAAGGCCGGUGGCUUCCGCAAGGGACCGCGCCCGGGUGUUGGUGGUCCUCGCGAAGGAGGUUUCCGCAACGACGGACCUCGCGAAGGAGGAUUCCGCAACGACGGACCCCGCGAGGGAGGUUAUCGCAACGACGGACCCCGUGAAGGAGGUUAUCGCAACGAUGGUCCUCGCGGUAACGGCCCGCGCUACAACUCGGGGGCCAGCAACGGCUAUGACAGGCAGGACAACAACAAUAGAAUCGGAGAGAAGCGCCGCUCGGGCCAGAAGCCCCUGAAGGUCGACGAUGAAGCUCAGUUCCCCACUCUGUGCUAGGAACGGCGACGGAGACAGAGACGGAGGAGAAUAAGGUUUAACAUUUUCACGUAUUACAUAAUUAGUAAGCAGCUCCGGUUAACGAAUAACCUUUAGAUUUUCGGGCGUAAUCUAUGAAGCUUGACGACCGAUGAACGAAAUAAACAAAACAAACAAAUCA
This is a messenger RNA of Drosophila kikkawai, 1534 nucleotides long. RefSeq names its product vig2 (gene vig2). Gene Ontology annotation, cellular component: cytoplasm; nucleus. The record is from RefSeq and is a predicted model, not a curated record. NCBI's taxonomy places the organism in Eukaryota, Metazoa, Arthropoda, Insecta, Diptera, Drosophilidae. Gene Ontology annotation, molecular function: RNA binding.